AUGAGUAAAAACUCGCGUGUCAAGGUUGUCGUCCGAAGCAAACCGACGGCCAACUUUGCUCAUGAAUUCAUGAAAAUAGAACCAGAUCAUAAGACUAUAGUGCUUCACGAUGAGAAGGCUACAGACAAUUCUUUCAUUAACAACAAGGUCCAUGAUUGGACAUUUAAUGUGGAUAAAGUACUACACAAUGCAAGCCAAGAAGCCGUUUAUGAUGAAUGUGGCAAAGACACAGUUUCAAAAGCUUUAAAUGGAUAUAACUCAACUAUUUUUGCAUAUGGACAAACUGGAGCUGGUAAGACAUUUACUAUCACUGGCACAACAGAAAACUACAAAAAUCGUGGCAUUAUACCUAGAGCUAUUGCCCAGAUCUUUCAACAUGUUAAAGAACAUACUGACACUGCCUAUAAUAUUAGCGCCUCGUAUUUAGAAAUUUAUAACGAAACAAUGUUUGACCUGCUUUCAACUUUACCGGAACAAAAGUUGUAUCAACAUGAGCAAUUACAGCCUAUGUCGGUGGUAGAGGAUCCAAACGGAUCGACUUCAGUCAAAGGUCUACGAGUACAAUGUAUUACAUCUGAAGAGGAAGCAUUAAAUUUGUUAUUUGAGGGAGAAACAAACAGAGUUAUCGCAUCUCAUGCUUUAAACAAAAGCUCAUCUCGUUCGCACUGCAUCUUUACCGUUUACAUUGAGUCACGUUCAAGAGUCGAUUCUAUGGCUAAGGUAAUAUCCUCCAAACUCCAUUUUGUUGAUUUAGCCGGUUCAGAAAGGCUUGGAAAGACAGGGUCAAGAGGAGAUACCCAAAAGGAAGCUGUCUACAUCAAUAAAUCUUUAACGUUCCUCGAACAGGUCAUCAUUGCAUUAGCGGACAAGAAAAGGGAACAUAUACCAUAUCGUCAAUCCAAACUUACCCAUGUUUUAAAGGAUUCAAUUGGUGGUAAAUGCAAUACGCUAAUGAUUGCUAAUAUUUGGGGCGAAUCAAGCCAGAUUGAGGAAACUUCUUCGACACUACGCUUUGCAGCCAGAGUUAUGUGUGUACCGAGCGAGCCAGCAUUAAAUAUCCACUACGACGCAGCGCAAUUGAUUUUGCAAUAUGAAAAAGAAAUCAAGGCAUUAAAGCUAGAAUUAGCUAUGCAUAGCACCUUAGCUAAUCGUGGAAAAAUCAGUUACGAUCCAAUAUCAGAACUUCGCUUACAAGAAAUUCGACGAGAAGUUCGUGCAUUUCUUUCUGGUCAACUAGAAACAAUUGAGAUUGAGAGUGUGCGGCAAGUUAAGGCUGUUUUCCAAGAAUUUAAAAAUCAAAUGAGGUAA
This is a messenger RNA of Trichoplax adhaerens, 1308 nucleotides long. RefSeq lists its product as uncharacterized. Lineage: Eukaryota; Metazoa; Placozoa; Uniplacotomia; Trichoplacea; Trichoplacidae. The transcript has 16 exons. The coding region runs from base 1 to 1308 and encodes 435 amino acids. Gene Ontology annotation, molecular function: microtubule motor activity; ATP binding; microtubule binding. Gene Ontology annotation, biological process: microtubule-based movement. The record is from RefSeq and is a predicted model, not a curated record.